Symbiodinium natans is the source of this 1410-nucleotide messenger RNA. The record is from the annotation of a GenBank genome assembly. NCBI's taxonomy places the organism in Eukaryota, Dinophyceae, Suessiales, Symbiodiniaceae.
AUGAGCAAUGCUGCACAGGGCUCGUGUCAAAAAACAUUCUUGACAACUUGCUUCUCGAGUGCAGCCAUGCAAACACUGGACGAGUUCAUUGCCGAAAUCCCGACGCUAGAUGAAUUCCUUGCGCCCAUCCAGACGCUUGAAGAGUUUGUUGAUGUGGCAGGGUCAUCGAGCACGAAGCGCCCCGCGAAGGUCCAGGAAUCGACAUCCAGACUUGACGCAGCAGAAGGUCAACGUCGCCCCCCCGUUCAGACGCAUGCGGAGCAUGCGGAGCAGGCAAACCAUGUGCCAUUCGAGCUGAUGGCAUCUGUCGGAACUUGGCUAAGCUUCAAGCCCUUCGUUGAGCCAGUGAAGGCAAGCAUGCUGGACUGUUUGACCCCGAACAGGAGGAUGUCGGAUGCGUCGACAACAGCCAGCUCUCCAGAGUCGGAGGUUUCUACUGUUCUUCCAGCCGGAGACAUUGCAGAUCCACAGGAUCUUGAGGACAAGGCCGAGACGUCAAAUGCAAAGGCGUCAGCAGCGUCGAUGAGGAGUGACACGGCGGCAGCAGAGGAGUCCCUCGACCAGAUCGAAUUCAGGGACAUCACGAAGGUUGGCAAGCUCGGAAAAGGGGUGGCCUUGGUCCGACACCAGAAGACCGGCUCGCACUACGUGUUGAAGCGGCUAGAUGCUUCAGCGAAGGCCAUGAACGAAAGGAAGAUGCUCCAAAUGUGCCAGUCAAGCUUCAUAGUCAAGCUAGUGGCAACUUUCAAUGUCAAGCCAUACUUGGUGCUCCUCAUGGAAGCAGGGCUGGGCGGCGAGCUGCAUGCGACUUACAUGCGAGAGAACCUGUUCUUCAAGGAGGAUGUCACCAAGUACUACGUGGCUGCCACGGUCCUUGCCCUCGAGUAUUUACAUGGCCGGAAUAUCAUCCAUCGCGACCUCAAGCCGGAAAACAUUGUGUUGGACCACACGGGUCGCAUGAAGCUCACGGACCUUGGUGAAGCGAAGGAAGUGUUGCCAGGCACAAAAGCCCACUCGUUGCGGACAACUCCUGCUUUUAUGGCGCCGGAACUGGUGGAAGGCAUGCCCUACGACAGGGCGGUGGACUGGUGGGCGCUGGGCGUCAUGGCUUUCGAGUUGUACUGCAGCGAGCUCCCCUUCUCCGAAGUAGAGGAGAUCCCGAGCGGCAUCAAUUUCGAGAAGGUGCAGGGGCGAUUGCCGAACAAUCUUAGAAGCCUGAUCGCGGGGCUAUGCGCUCGCAAUGCCAGUGAGCGUUUGCCCAUGAAGGCUGGCGGCUCGGAGAAUAUCAAGACGCAGGCGUGGUUCACGAACUUCGCAUGGGAUGAUAUCGACACCAUGCCCCCGCCAUUCGUACCGAAGGACUUCAUUCAGCACACAGUUAAGGCUCAACAGAAUCGCUCAAAACGCUGA